AUGGUGGAAACCGAAGGGGAGACAGACGUGCCCUAUGUAAAUGACAGUAAAACGUAUCCAGAAAUAACUCAAAAUCCCCUGGAUGAAAUUAGUCUCACUGCUUACGCACUUGGAGGUCUCGGUGGCCUAUUCCUAGGACUUAUCCCCGUUUUAAAAUUUACCAAUUUUAAUAUAUAUAUGAUAGCCUUCUCACUGUUCCAUUUCUUGGAAUUUUACACCACUGCCAAAUACAAUCCAAGCAAAGUGAGUUCGGAUUCAUUCAUCCUAAAUAAUGGGAUAGAAUAUACCGCUGCACAUCUCUUGGGAGUUUUUGAAUGUUUUAUUGAGGGGUAUUUCUUCAAAUCUAGCAAAGCAUUGACCCCCGUCAAGAUUGUAAUAUCAUGUAUUGCUAUUAUGCUCAUAAUAAUAGGCCAAUUGACGAGAUCCAUCGCUAUGUGCACCGCUGGAAAAUCGUUUUCUCAUUUUAUCAAAACAGAAAAGGAAACAGAUCACGUACUAGUGAAGGAUGGAAUUUACGCUUAUUUGAGACAUCCAAGCUACUUUGGGUUCUAUUGGUGGGCUGUAGGAACUCAAUUGUUAUUAUUAAACCCAAUCUCAACUGUUGUCUUUCUUUACGUUUUAUGGGCAUUUUUCAGAAAGAGAAUUAAUAUAGAGGAAAGAUAUCUGAUCAGCUUCUUUGGUAAAGAUUACGUUCAGUACAAAAAGGAGGUAUCUACAAGGAUCCCCUUUAUUGAAUAA
Naumovozyma castellii is the source of this 738-nucleotide messenger RNA. RefSeq names its product protein-S-isoprenylcysteine carboxyl O-methyltransferase (gene STE14). NCBI's taxonomy places the organism in Eukaryota, Fungi, Ascomycota, Saccharomycetes, Saccharomycetales, Saccharomycetaceae. Bases 1 to 738 code for a protein of 245 amino acids. The record is from RefSeq and is a predicted model, not a curated record. The transcript has a single exon.